Messenger RNA from Arachis ipaensis, 451 nucleotides. The record is from RefSeq and is a predicted model, not a curated record. NCBI's taxonomy places the organism in Eukaryota, Viridiplantae, Streptophyta, Magnoliopsida, Fabales, Fabaceae.
UACCAGCUAGGUCUCAGCUUGGACCAAGGGAAAGGAGCCGAUGGAGCAGCAGCACCAGGAGUAGGCUUCUUGAAGCCACCGGAAGAGGCCUCCGGUAGCGGCAAGCGCUUUCGCGACGACGUCCUUGAUGCCAGAGCUAAGAAUGUUUUUCAUGGCCAACCAAUGCCUACUACUAUUCCGGCAGCUCCACAUCCUCCAACAAUGCGUCCUAGGGUGCGGGCUAGAAGAGGACAGGCUACAGACCCACACAGCAUAGCUGAACGGUUGCGCAAAGAAAGAAUAGCAGAAAGAAUCAGGGCUCUACAAGAACUGGUUCCAAGUGUCAACAAGACGGAUAGAACUGUAAUGUUAGAUGAAAUAAUUGAUCUGCAUUUGUUUAUUUCAGGUACUGCACUUAUUUAAUUGAUCUGUCCUGUUUCUAUCCAAGGAACAAGCUUUUGCCUUCUUCGAU